AAAUUAGAGUGCACCUGAACAAAAAGAAUGUCAAAUAUUUCUAAACCAAAACUUCACACAUGUUGUAAGUCAACUUACAUGAAACUGAUUAAAUCAUGUAAUAAAAUAUUAUAUUAUGAACUCUAAUUGAUUGUUAUUAUACAAUAUCUGCAUUUUUGGAUUCACACAGAAACAGAUCUUCCAACCUCCAGAGAACAGACAUGAAAAUUGUUCCUAGUUUCCUUUUCUUCUAUACUUUGAUCAUCACCUUAAUAUCCCCUUCAAUUGCCUCUACCCUUAUUCAACCCAAAGCACUUGUUCUUCCUGUCACAAAAGACUCUGCCACUAGCCAAUAUGUUACAUUAAUUCACCAAAGAACACCUCUUCUUCCUAUCAAACUAACAUUAGAUCUAAGUGGUCAAUUCCUUUGGAUAAAUUGUGAAAAGGGUUAUGUCUCAUCAACAUAUCACCCUGCUCAUUGCACAACAAAACAAUGCUCAAUAACAAAAUCCAAAUUUUGUAGAAACUGUUUUUUGUCUAAACCAGGAUGCAACAAUAACACAUGUAACCUUUUUCCAAACAACAUUUUUACUCACAUAAAUGAAAUUGGUGAGGUUGCAUUAGAUGUUGUUGCAAUUCAUUCAACUAAUGGAUUAAGUCUUGGUAAGAUUGUUACUGUUAAAAACUUUUUGUUCACUUGUGGUAGAACAAAUCUCUUGAAAGGUCUUGCUAGUGGUGUCAAAGGCAUGGCAGGUUUUGGAAGGAGUGAAAUUUCAGUACCUUCACUUUUUGCAUCUGCUUUUAGUUUAAAUAAAAAGUUUUCAAUUUGUUUGAGUUCUUCAAGUGGUGUUCUGUUUUUUGGUGAUGGCCCUUUUGUUUUUCUUCCAAGGAUUGAUGUUUCCAAAUUUCUUAUCUUUACUCCACUUAUAAAAAACCCAGAUAAUUCAGCAGGUCCAAUUUUCCAUGGAAGACUUGGAGCUGAAUAUUUCAUUGGUGUGAAAGCUAUUAGAAUAAAUGAAAAGUUGAUCUCAUUGAAUACAUCAUUGUUGUCUAUAGGUGAUGAGGGUGAAGGUGGAACAAAAAUUAGUACUUUAAAUCCUUACACAAUCAUGGAAACAUCUAUAUACAAUUCUUUUGUUGAUGCAUUUGCAAAAGAACUUGAAGAUGUUCCAAAAGCAAAGGCAAUAAAGCCUUUUAAGCUAUGUUUUAAAUUGAAGGACUUGGGUGUUACAAGGGUUGGACUUGCAGUGCCAACAAUUGACUUUAUGUUACAAAAUAAGGAUGUUUUUUGGAGGAUGUUUGGAGCAAACUCUAUGGUUCAAGUUAAUAAUAAGGUUUCUUGUCUUGCAUUUUUAGAUGGAGGUGUAGAAGUAACAACUUCCAUUGUUAUUGGUGGAUAUCAAUUAGAAGACAAUUUUUUGCAAUUUGAUUUGGUUAACUCAAGACUUGGAUUCAGCUCCUCCUUGUUGUUUUUACAAACUACUUGUGCAAACUUCAACUUCACCUCAAGUAUUUAAUCAAAGGAAACUUUUUUUUUUUUUUGUUCUUUCUCAUUAUUUGUUGCGUUACAUAAAUUUGUUCCUUGAUGUUUUCCCAUCACCUUAUAUAAAUAUGUGCUAACAUUUUUUGAUAAAUAAGAUAUCAUAUUUAGAUUGA
Molecule: messenger RNA, 1635 nt
Organism: Cicer arietinum (chickpea)
Lineage: Eukaryota; Viridiplantae; Streptophyta; Magnoliopsida; Fabales; Fabaceae
Product: probable aspartic proteinase GIP2
Biological process (GO): proteolysis
Molecular function (GO): aspartic-type endopeptidase activity
Source: RefSeq, a predicted model, not a curated record